GGAGGUGGAGAAAUCAUGGACAAGGGGAGUAUCUCCAAUGUAUCGAAUUUAGCAGCGGAAAGUGACGUGAUUCAGGAAUUGAUGGAUGUGAUUGAAUAUGUUAGCUUGUUUACGUAUUUCCGAAGGACCCAAAGGAAGGAAUGCUUCAAUCUUGUGAGGAGAAUGAAGCUCUUGGUGCCUCUGUUAGAAGAGAUCUAUGAGUUUGAUGAGCCUGUUACAAAUGCUGUUAUAAGAUGUCUUUAUGAUUUGAAAAGGGCCCUCUUGUUAGCCAAGAAAUUGUUGAAGUUUUGUCACGAUGGAAGCAAGAUUUUCCUGGCAUUUGAGGGUGAGGCAGUCAUGGGAAGAUUCCGCGCCACUUAUGACAAAAUAAAUCAAGCUUUGGAGGGUAUGCCUUAUGAAGAGCUAGGGAUUUCUGAUGAAGUGAGAGAACAAGUUGAGUUAAUGCGUACGCAGCUUAGAAGAGCAAAGAGGAGGGCAGAUACUCAAGAUAUGGAGCUUGCAAUGGACAUGAUAGUUGUGUUCUCUAAGAAAGAAGACAGGAAUGCAGACAGAGCCAUACUAGAAAGGCUAGCACACAAGUUGGAAUUGCAUUCUAUUGCGGAUUUGAAGGCAGAAACUAUAGCAAUAAGGAAACUAGUCAAAGAAAGGGCUGGACAAAAUCCAGAAGGUAGUCAGCAGCUCCUAGAUCUUCUACGAAAAUUCAAACAAGUUGCAGGGAUUGAAGAUGAAAGCAUCUCUAAUGAAUCUUCUGUGCCUAAAACACUUGAGAAGUCCCCAUCUUUGAUCAUCCCUCAUGAAUUCCUUUGCCCCAUUACGCUUGAGCUCAUGACAGAUCCUGUUAUUGUGGCGACUGGACAGACUUAUGAAAGAGAAAGCAUACAAAAAUGGUUGGAUUCCAACCACCGGACUUGCCCAAAAACUGGACAGAUUUUGGUCCACUUGGUUCUUGCACCUAACUAUGCUCUCCGCAACCUUAUUCUAAAUUGGUGUGAGAAGAAUAAUGUUGAACUACCAAAAAAAGAAGCAACUGGUGGCUCAAAUAACUUUGCUGCACAUAAAGAGGAAAUCUCUACCUUGGUGCAAAAUCUAUCCUCAAGUCAAUUGGACAUGCAAAGAAGAGCUGUGACGAAGAUCCGUAUGCUGUCCAAAGAGAACCCCGACAACAGAGUCUUGAUUGCAAGUAGUGGAGGAAUUCCUUCUCUAGUUCGACUUUUGUCUUAUCCAGAUUCAAAAAUCCAAGAGCACACUGUAACAGCUCUAUUGAACCUAUCAAUUGAUGAGGCAAAUAAGAGAUUGAUAGUUAGAGAAGGAGCCAUUCCAGCUAUAAUUGAAGUGCUACAAAAUGGAACUAUUGAAGCCAAAGAGAACUCUGCAGCAGCCUUGUUUAGUUUAUCAAUACUUGAUGAAAAUAAAACGGCAAUUGGAAAUGCAGAUGGUAUUCCACCUUUAGUAGAUCUCUUGCAAAAUGGCACAAUUAGAGGUAAGAAGGAUGCUGCUACCGCACUCUUUAACUUAGCUCUCAACCAGGCAAAUAAGGUUAGAGUGAUUAAGGCAAAUAUUGUUCCACCAUUGCUUCAAUUACUCACUGAUAAGAACUUGGGUAUGAUUGAUGAGUCCCUCUCAAUCUUGUUACCUCUUGCAUCGCUUCCUGAAGCACAGAAUGCUAUUGGACAGCUUCCUUUUGUUGAAACUCUUGUUGAACUCAUUAGAGAUGGAACCCCCAAGAACAAGGAGUGUGCUAUAUCAGUUCUUCUUGAGUUGGGAUUGCACAAUUCCUCUUUCAUUUCGACUGCUCUUGAAUUUGGUGUCAAUGAACAUUUGAUAGAAAUCUCAAAGAAUGGAACUAGCAGAGCCCAAAGAAAAGCAAAUUCCUUUUUGCAACUCAUUGAGUAAGUGUGCACAUUCCUUGAAGUUUAGAAGUAAUAGACUUCAUGUUGUAGUAGUUUCCAUCUCAGAUUGGAUAGUAUCAGCCAUAUUGCUUUUCUACAAUUCUGUUUUGGAGCCUGCUUGAACUGCAUUUUUAUUUGAUUACAUACUCAAAUUCCUUUCAUGUUACUUCUAAAACGACUCCGGCACGUAAGUGUUGGGAUUCCUGUCAAGUUUGUAGUUUGUAUUUACUAAGAGCAAUGUUAAUGUAUGUGCUUAUGGAAUUAUGUUAUUAAGCAGAAGUUGAUGUCUGAUGUGAAAAACCUUUAAAGCAAAUUUGUAUACAAUAACUAUAUGAUAUUAUAUCCUUGUAAAUUC
Macadamia integrifolia is the source of this 2244-nucleotide messenger RNA. RefSeq names its product U-box domain-containing protein 15-like. Bases 16 to 1893 code for a protein of 625 amino acids. The transcript is spliced from 4 exons. Lineage: Eukaryota; Viridiplantae; Streptophyta; Magnoliopsida; Proteales; Proteaceae. Gene Ontology annotation, biological process: cell surface receptor signaling pathway; protein ubiquitination. The record is from RefSeq and is a predicted model, not a curated record. Gene Ontology annotation, cellular component: cytoplasm; nucleus. Gene Ontology annotation, molecular function: protein binding; ubiquitin-protein transferase activity.